UUUUGACAUUUUGACACUAGAAGGGCUACUCUAAUUUCUAAAAGGAUGGCGAACUCCAACCGUGUUACAGUAAUACAUACUGGAUAUUCUUCUACCACAAUUGAGGAAAAAGACGAAAAUCUUCCUUUCGUCCGUGCAAAUUGCUCAUGCGUAUUGGUUACCGGCAGUAAAAAUAUAAUUGUUGAUACAAUGACACCUUGGGAUACCAAUCUCAUUUUACUAUCUUUAGAGGCGAAUGGGUUAACCCCUGAUGACAUCAACUAUGUCAUAUCUACUCAUGGUCAUUCGGAUCACACUGGCAACAACAAUUUGUUUCUGAAAGCUAAACAUAUAGUUGGCUAUUGCAUUUCUGUUAAAGACAAAUAUUUUUUACAUCCUUUUGAUAAAGGUCUUCCAUUUGAAAUUGAUGAGGGUAUUACAGUAAUACCUACACCUGGACACACAGCAGAUGAUAUCAGUGUUGUUAUUAAAACUGAAGAUAUGGGUACAGUAGUCAUUGCAGGUGAUAUUUUUGAACGGGAAGAAGACAUUGAACAACCUGAGAUAUGGAGAAGUUGCGGGAGUGUAAAUCCUGAACAGCAAGAACAUUCGCGAGCUGUUAUUGCAAAUAUUGCAGAUUACAUUGUCCCAGGCCAUGGUCCAAUUUUUAAAGUCACUGAUGGAAUGAAGAAAAAAUUGUCACAAAAUUUGAGCAGUGAACUUCAUGUCUAUCGCUACUCUCUGGCGCAGAAGUACGUAGAAGUAGGAGUUUAAUUUAUUGGCUCCGGUUCUUCGGGUGGAAAAAAUACGGAAAAGGUAAAUACUCAAAUUCAAAAAAUUUGAAAGAUUCAAAAAUAUUCAAGAUUGAAAGAAUUUAAAACUUGAAUUUGUCCAAACUUCUAAAAAAA
Daphnia pulex (common water flea) is the source of this 887-nucleotide messenger RNA. Its product is annotated as metallo-beta-lactamase domain-containing protein 1-like. Lineage: Eukaryota; Metazoa; Arthropoda; Branchiopoda; Diplostraca; Daphniidae. The coding region runs from base 46 to 753 and encodes 235 amino acids. The record is from RefSeq and is a predicted model, not a curated record. The transcript has 5 exons.